Messenger RNA from Cyphomyrmex costatus, 1366 nucleotides. RefSeq names its product kynurenine/alpha-aminoadipate aminotransferase, mitochondrial. NCBI's taxonomy places the organism in Eukaryota, Metazoa, Arthropoda, Insecta, Hymenoptera, Formicidae. Gene Ontology annotation, biological process: biosynthetic process. Gene Ontology annotation, molecular function: pyridoxal phosphate binding; L-kynurenine:2-oxoglutarate transaminase activity. The transcript has 8 exons. The coding region runs from base 92 to 1366 and encodes 424 amino acids. The record is from RefSeq and is a predicted model, not a curated record.
CAGAUUACGUAACAAAUCACUCGAGAUAUAAUAUCCACAACAGCAGUUCUUAGUAAAAAAGUAAGAAAAAUUGUUACCUCCCACAAUAAAGAUGAUCAUAGACUAUACAAAAUUCUUCUCUAAAGUCACUAAUAGACGAAGAAUAAAUUUAAUUAGAGAAUUAACCGGUCUCUACCUAACAAAACCAAACUGUAUAACUCUGGCUGCCGGUAUGCCAAAUGCCACUACAUAUCCCAUCAAUAAUAUUUCCAUGGCAUAUAAAUAUGAUAUCUCAGUAAAACUAAACGAACAUGAAAUGGCUGCAGUUUUAGAAUAUGGAUCUUCGCAAGGUUACGCACCAUUAUUAGAAAAAUGGAAGGAGUUUCAAAAGACAUGGCAUUCACCAAAACGAAAUGAUUGGGAUGUUGCGUUUACAUGCGGUUCUAUGGACGCUUGCGAAAAAAUAUUUCUAAUGCUGAUUGAUGAGAAUGAUCCAGUUAUGCUUCAAACUCCAACAUAUACAGGUGUUAUCGGAGCGAUAGCACCUCUGUUACCAGAUGUUAUAGAAAUUAAUCAAGAUGGUGAUGGUCUAAUUCCUGAGCAAAUUUCCAAAGAAUGUGAACAAAGACUUAAAGACGGUAGAACAAUGCCAAAAUUACUUUACGUCAAUCCGACAGGAGCAAAUCCUACAGGGGCAGUCAUGUCAGAGAUUCGACGAAAAAAAGUGUACGAAUUGGCGCAGAAAUACAAUUUUCUAAUUAUCGAAGAUGAUCCUUACUGCUUUAUUCAUUAUCUGGAUAAACAGCCCAUGUCGUUUUUCUCUCUCGAUACCGAUGGUCGCGUGAUUAGAAUAGAUUCGUUUAGUAAGGUGAUAAGCGCUGGAUUUCGCAUCGGUGUUACUACAGCGCACAAAGAUAUCAUAAAUAAGUUGAUUGUUCACAUUACAUCUUCUACUCUUCACGCAUCAGCUUUAUCUCAGAUGUUUCUUUAUAAACUCUUUGAGAAUUGGGGACCGCAAGAAUUUGAGCAACAUUUUAAAGAAAUUCAAAAAUUCUACCAAAAGCGACGUGAUGGGAUGCUGACUAUGAUAGAGAAACAUUUAAAUGGUCUAGCAGAAUGGCACAUACCGCAAGGUGGAAUGUUUUUUUGGAUUAAAGUAACAGUUGUGGAUGAUACAAUGGAUUUAGUGAUGAAUAAAUGCAUACCGCAAGGCGUUUUCGUUCUUCCUGGCAAUGCCUUCAGCUAUGAUCCUUUAAAACACGAUUGUCAUUUGAGACUUAGCUACAGCUAUUGUUCACUGGAAGAAAUGGAUAAAGGAUUAUCUAUAAUAGCCAAAAUAAUACACGAAGAAGCAGCAAAGAAAAGCAAUAUUCAAAUACAUACAUAA